Messenger RNA from Iphiclides podalirius (scarce swallowtail), 699 nucleotides. Lineage: Eukaryota; Metazoa; Arthropoda; Insecta; Lepidoptera; Papilionidae. The record is from the annotation of a GenBank genome assembly.
AUGCCAUGGGAGAACUCGGAGGAGCAGGUGAAUCAGAUGCCGAGGGAGAUGCGCAUACACGUGCAACGCGUGUUUGCCAUCCCGGCACCCCACAACAUGCCGCCGCCAGAAACUAUGGGGCCAUUUGCGCCACCACCUCCCCCGCAACGCCGUGAACAAAACGAGCAAGCCACCAUCCUCCACCAAUUUGUACCUCAGUCUGCGCCUACUCAAGAAUUGGAGCAACCUGAAAAAAUGCAAAUGGAUGGUACCCCUGUCCAAAUGAAUCUGCCGUGGGACCUUACCCCGGAAGACCUGCACAUAAUCCACCGCACUGCCCAGGACGCCGCUGCCAGCCAGCGUCGUGACCAACAGAUGGAUAACGACAUGCAAGAGGUGAAGACGAUCGUGAACACUUUGGCCGCGGCGGCAGCUGAGGCCGAGGCGGAGGCCGAAGUGCAGGCGCAGGCUGAGGCCGAAAGACGCCAGGCCGAGGCCGAGAGGCGCCAGGCCGAGGCCGAGAGGCGCCAAGUCGAGGCCGAGCAGCACCAGAGCAUUGCCCAGGAUGCACCCGCUCAGGCCCCUCGUGCACCACGCACUUUGCUGCUGCCCCAAGACAUUGAUGAGAGGCCACACUAUAUGCAACCGCGCUCAGUCCGCAGCGUCGACGCUUUGCUGCACCGCGAGAAGCGCGUGAAGCGCUGCGCCUGCAGCUGCGCU